GGUGUAGAGAAUAUCCAGGUGUGGCUACAAUUCCACAUCUGGUGGGCUGCCAUGUAUCAUGGGCAAACUACUGGCAAAGGGCCCUCUCAUUGCAUGCAGAUUUACCAGCAACCUCCAAGGCUUCUCAUCGUGCACAUCACUCUCCCAUCCUGGGCUGACAUCUGUUCCAACCUCUGUGAGGCUCUGUAGAACUUCUUCUCACUGGCCUGCAGCUUGGUAGGCCCCAGCCGCAUGUCCCUCUUCAGCUUAUACAUGGUACAAAAUCAGCAUGAGUGCAUCCUCCCCUUUGUGCAAGUGAAAGGGAACUUUGCGAGGCUGCAGGCCUGCAUCUCAGAACUCCGCUUAUUGCAAAGAGAAGGUUGUUUCAGACCACAAGGCAUUUCUCUGCAGCUGGCAGUAGAGGAUGGGCUCCAGCAGCUCAAACAGUACAGCAGACACGUGACCACAGGUGCAGCUCUGACCUACACUUCCCUGGAGAUUACUGUUCUGACUUCACAGCCUGGAAAAGAGGUGGUCAAACAAUUGGAGGAAGGACUGAAAGAUACAGACCUAGUCAGGGUCAGGAGGCUUCAGGUGGUUGAGAUCACAAAGGGAGUCCUUGGCUGUAUGGACUCAGCAUCCCCUGUUGAAGAGCCCAGCAGCGAUGAGAAUUCUGUCUUGGGAACUGACAUUGACCUUCAGACUGUAGACAACGAUGUUGUCAGCAUGGAGAUGUUCUUCAAAGCCUGGCUACAUAACAGUGGAACAGACCAAGAACACGUCCACCUUCUUCUUCCUUCACGGUGUCUCAGCAACAUUUCCAGAGCCAGAGAUAAUCCAAUGUGCCUGAAAUGUGAUCUCCAAGAGCGACUUCUCAGCCCGUCCCUGCUCCCUGGCACAGCUGGCGGCUCCCUGCGAAUGGAUGACCCAAAAGGAGACUUCAGCACACUCUACCAGAUGGCUUCCCAGUUGUCAGCGUCUCGUUACAAGCUCCGGGUGAUCAAGGCUCUGAAAUCCAGUGGGGUCUGCGAAUCACUGACAUACGGACUCCCAUUCAUCCUCAGACCCACCAGCUGUUGGCAGCUGGACUGGGAUGAGCUGGAGACAAACCAGCAGCAUUUCCAUGCUCUGUGUCACAGCCUGCUGGUGAGUACCCAUGUCACCAGGUGA
Molecule: messenger RNA, 1149 nt
Organism: Camelus dromedarius (Arabian camel)
Lineage: Eukaryota; Metazoa; Chordata; Mammalia; Artiodactyla; Camelidae
Product: meiosis 1 arrest protein-like
Exons: 6
Biological process (GO): male meiosis chromosome separation; meiosis I; spermatogenesis
Source: RefSeq, a predicted model, not a curated record